AACAGCUAUGGCGGCACUCAAUGUUGACGACGAAUCGGUUUACCGACUCGAAGGAUCCAAUUCUGAGCAAAAGGGUGGUUUGAUUAUCAAGAAAAAAAUUAAAAGUGAACCUGAAGAUGAUGACUUUAAAAAGCCGAUGUUGCCUACGUCCGGAUCCCUUCUUGGCCUCGACAAACUCGCUGCUUUGAAGCGUAAAGAAAACGAAGAAAAAAAGCCCACAUUGAAAAGUGAGAAUGAUGAUCAAGAAGGUGAUCAAGCAAACAAAAGGACGGACAGGAAAGACAGAAAUUACCGUUCUAAAUAUGAAGAAACCCCAACACAUACGGGUGGCAUUUCACGUGAAGCAAAAGAACGAUUAGCAGGCAGACAAAGCAAAUAUCAGGAAAAAGGAAUUCAUGCCUCUUCGAAGCGACCGAGACGCGACGAUGAACCAAGGUCAAGAGAUAGAGACAGAAGAGAUCGUGAUAGAGAUCGAAGAAGAGAUCGAGACAGGUCAGAACGGAGCUACAGAUCAGAACGAUCAGGCAGGUCCGAUCGAUCAGAGCGUACCCCAAGAUUCUCGGAUGAGCCAGAAACUCCAAAAUUCCGAGGAGCUAGAGAUUUAUCUAGGUCUACCUGGGAUGAAGACGAACCGUCCGGCCAAAGGAAAUCAACAUGGGAUUUUCCCACUCCAAGUUCUCACAGGGACCAUUCUGACUGGUCUGAGAGAGGCACAGAACGUGGCUGGAAGAGGAAUAUAGAUGAAACCCCCAUGCCAACUCCAACUCAUAAGUACAACGCUUGGGCAAGAGAUAAGAAAAAGUCUGGUGCCACACCAGCAGUGAAAGGAGGUAGUUUAAUAAAACGUAAUUCUUACGCCAAAUGGUUAUAUUUUAAAAAUUUAGAUGGUAAUGAUUGGGAAGAGUACGAAGACUGGGAAGAUGAGCAGAAACGACUUGACAGAGAGUGGUAUCAAAUGGAUGAGGGUUACGAUGAUGCUCACAAUCCCUUUUCUAAUGUGUCGGAAGACUACACAAAGAAGAGGGAGGAGCAGCUUGAGCAGAAGAAAAUAAAAAGAAUGUCAGCUCAGCAGCGGCAAAUCAAUAAAGACAAUGAGCUUUGGGAGAGAAACAGGAUGCUCACAUCCGGAGUUGUCCAAGCUGUGGAUUUAGAUGAGGACUUUGAAGAAGAGAGCGUAGCUAGAGUUCAUUUGCUAGUGCAUAACAUUGUCCCUCCAUUUCUCGAUGGCCGCAUUGUGUUCACUAAGCAACCAGAGCCUGUUGUCCCAGUAAAGGACCCAACCUCAGAUAUGGCGUUGGUUGCUAGAAAAGGUUCAGCGCUUGUUCGUGCAUUCCGUGAGCAAAAAGAAAGAAGAAGAGCUCAAAAGAAACAUUGGGAAUUGGCUGGAACAAAUAUUGGAAACAUCAUGGGUGUUCAAAAGAAAGAAGAAGACCGGGAUGAGAGGUUGAAUGACAAAGAUGAAACUGACUAUCGUACAGACCAAAAGUUUGCUCAGCAUAUGAAGGACGAUCCCGGGAACAAAAGCAGCGAUUUUGCAAAAAAGAAGACGUUUACAGAGCAAAGACGAUACCUUCCUGCAUUUGCUGUUCGACAAGAGCUUUUGAAUGUGAUUCGUGAGAAUAAUGUCAUCAUUGUGGUUGGUGAAACCGGCAGUGGAAAAACAACUCAAUUGACCCAGUAUCUGCAUGAAGAUGGUUACUCCAAGUAUGGCAUGAUUGGCUGCACACAACCGAGGAGAGUUGCUGCAAUGUCUGUGGCAAAACGAGUUAGUGAUGAAAUGGGAACGGUCCUUGGUGAAGAGGUAGGAUAUGCCAUCCGCUUUGAAGACUGCACCUCUGAUAAAACCAUCAUUAAAUACAUGACAGAUGGUAUUUUACUACGAGAAUCCCUCAGAGAGGCUGACUUAGACCACUACAGCGCAAUCAUUAUGGAUGAAGCUCACGAAAGGUCCCUUUCGACUGACGUUCUUUUUGGCCUCCUGCGAGAGGUUGUUGCACGGCGAACAGAUCUCAAAUUGAUUGUCACUUCGGCCACCAUGGAUGCAACCAAAUUUGCCAUGUUCUUUGGAAAUGUCCCAGUUUUUAAGAUCCCAGGUCGCACUUUCCCUGUUGAGAUUGUUUACAGCAAAAAUCCUGUUGAGGAUUACGUUGACGCAGCAGUCAAGCAGGCUCUCCAGGUGCACCUUCAACCAACUGUUGGAGAUAUUUUAAUCUUCAUGCCUGGCCAAGAGGACAUUGAAGUGACUUGUGAUGUGCUGACUGAGCGUUUGGGGGAAAUUGAAAAUGCUCCCCAACUUGCUAUUUUGCCCAUUUACUCGCAAUUGCCAUCUGACCUACAGGCAAAAAUUUUUCAAAGGGCACCUGAUGGACUCAGAAAGUGCAUUGUGGCUACAAAUAUUGCUGAAACUUCGUUGACAGUUGAUGGCAUUAUAUUUGUUGUGGAUGCUGGCUACUGCAAACUGAAAGUCUACAAUCCUCGUAUUGGUAUGGACGCCUUGCAGAUCUAUCCAAUCAGCCAGGCCAAUGCAAAUCAGCGUUCUGGAAGGGCUGGCCGUACAGGUCCAGGGCAAUGCUUCAGAUUAUAUACCGACAAGCAGUACAAAGAGGAGCUCCUUGCUGGAACAGUACCUGAAAUUCAAAGAACAAAUUUGGCCAAUACCGUUCUUCUUCUGAAGUCUCUUGGAGUGCAGGAUUUACUGCAGUUCCACUUCAUGGACCCUCCUCCGCAAGACAACAUUUUAAAUUCAAUGUAUCAACUUUGGAUUUUGGGAGCUCUCGAUAACACUGGCAGCUUGACACCACUUGGCAGGCAAAUGGCUGAGUUUCCACUUGAUCCUCCUCUAUGCCAGAUGUUGAUCGUUUCCGAGAAGAUGGGUUGUUCUGCUGACAUUUUAAUAAUUGUGUCCAUGCUGUCAGUUCCGUCAAUUUUCUAUAGGCCUAAGGGCAGAGAGGAAGAAGCCGAUGGGGUCCGAGAGAAGUUUCAAGUUCCAGAGUCUGACCAUUUAACCUAUUUAAAUGUGUAUAAUCAAUGGAAAAUGAAUAAAUACUCGGCAAGUUGGGCUAACGAGCAUUUCAUUCAUAUCAAAGCUAUGAGGAAAGUUCGAGAAGUCCGUCAACAGUUGAAAGACAUUAUGGAACAGCACAAAAUGAGAGUCGUCUCAUGUGGCACAGAUUGGGAUGUGAUUCGUAAAUGCAUCUGCUCUGCUUAUUUCCAUCAAGCAGCUCGUCUCAAAGGAAUUGGUGAAUAUGUCAACUGCAGAACAGGCAUGCCCUGCCAUUUGCACCCUACAUCAGCCUUGUUUGGAAUGGGCUUCACGCCAGACUAUGUUGUUUAUCAUGAGCUCAUCAUGACAGCAAAGGAAUACAUGCAAUGUGUCACUGCGGUGGAAGGCACAUGGUUAGCAGAACUAGGGCCCAUGUUCUUCUCCAUUAAGCAAGGUGGUAAGUCAGGCAGAGAAAAACGACAAUUGGCCCUUGUGCAUCAACAGACCAUGGAGGAUCAGAUGUUAAAGGCUCAGGAGGAAAUUGAGGAACGCAAGAAAGAGAAAGACCGGCAACAUCUGGCAAGCAUUAGGAAAGCGGAGGUGAUUGAACUGGGCAAACGAGAUCCAGGAACACCUAGAAGGACACCAAAACGAUUGGGGUUGUAGCCAGUUGUAGGUUUUUCCGACGAGGAUAUUAAAGGCAAAAAUUUAUUUUUAAAAAACAUUUCUGUUUCCA
Neocloeon triangulifer is the source of this 3719-nucleotide messenger RNA. RefSeq names its product pre-mRNA-splicing factor ATP-dependent RNA helicase PRP16. Gene Ontology annotation, cellular component: spliceosomal complex; intracellular anatomical structure. The transcript has 16 exons. The coding region runs from base 8 to 3649 and encodes 1213 amino acids. Gene Ontology annotation, biological process: mRNA splicing, via spliceosome. Lineage: Eukaryota; Metazoa; Arthropoda; Insecta; Ephemeroptera; Baetidae. Gene Ontology annotation, molecular function: helicase activity; ATP binding; RNA binding. The record is from RefSeq and is a predicted model, not a curated record.